UUGUCACUGGGCGUUGAGAGAACAGAGACUUCAAGGCCAAGACCCUCCAACACCCUGGCAGAUUGGAAAAGUAAUCGAUAAAUCACGACACAGUCGCUUCGAAUGACCUCUCGGCCCCUGCUCCUGAGUGUCAUAAGCCUUGACAUAAGGCCUCUACUUUGCCACUUGUUCCCAACUUCAAGAGCAGCCCACUUUCUCAGGGGACAGAGAUGCAACAUCCAUCCACACCUCUCGAUGUCUCUCACCUCAGGACGUCCUUCACCCCGUCACCCCGUCACCACGCUCCGUCCAGGCCGGUGGCGGCCAACGCGUCGCUUGCAACGCGCUCUGGCCUGCAGCCGGUCCCAUCCGCGGCUGAGGAUCUGAAGGUCAUUUCGGGAGGCACUUCAGAAACGAUUGGAGUCAAUGGGUUGGUCGACGAGCUGAGGUGAGAAGGCUGGGAUGUCGAUGUUGCAGGUUUCAGCUGUUACACACAUUGAUGCCAAAAAUAGCGGUGAAGAGGCUUGGGCCCAAUGUCUCAAUGGUUCACAACCUGAAGCUGGUGGGAAAAAGAAGCUGGUAAGGUGAAUCACAUGUUUCAUUGGGCUUGCAAUUGCGAUUUAUUCAGGGGCAAUGUGUUUGCAUGCAACCCUGCAACUGCUGCACACACACACAAGCUGGAUGUUUGACGUUCUGGGUCCUAGACGCAAAGGGCCAACCAUUGAAAGUCGCCACACAAUCCUCAGAGAGUCGCCACACUGCGUUUUCUCCCGCAGCCUUUCGCAGCUGUUCAAGUUCGGCUGGUCUCAAGUCGGCAAACAUGGCUCGCCAGUUCUGCUUUGAACAGGUCGGUGGUCGGUACAAGCUCAUGGAGCCUGGAGAGAUCGCGCCAGUAAUCAAGCCAGCCACCCCUGAACAGAUCCGCGCCACGCAGCAGCGGUCGGCGGUCAAGGUGCAAACGAAGGCACUCAAGGAGGAGAGACGUAAGGAACUUGAAUGGAAGGCGGUCAAGGAAUUUCUUGACUUGCAUCAGUUCCGUGACGUGAAUGAUGUGAAGGUCUCCUGGUUUGGGCUUGAACGCUCCUAUCCAAUGACAGUGGCCAUGCAGGAAAGCAACUUGAGAAUGAUGCAGCUGCUCUUCAAGUUUGGCGCCAACGGUGCGCGGUGUCCGGACCGCCGAGCCCUUGGGCCGGCAGCGAAGCUUCGCUAGUGUCCGAUGCUGGUGAGGGGGCGCGCAUGUUUUUAUAGAGGAGGCUGGCAGUGGAAAGAUGUUAGAUAUACAUAUAUCAUAUAGUUACCGUGUUAUUCAACGUCUCAAGUUUCC
Durusdinium trenchii is the source of this 1303-nucleotide messenger RNA. Lineage: Eukaryota; Dinophyceae; Suessiales; Symbiodiniaceae. The record is from the annotation of a GenBank genome assembly.